Molecule: messenger RNA, 1601 nt
Organism: Ceraceosorus guamensis
Lineage: Eukaryota; Fungi; Basidiomycota; Exobasidiomycetes; Ceraceosorales; Ceraceosoraceae
Exons: 6
Coding region: 245-1423 (392 amino acids)
Biological process (GO): proteasome-mediated ubiquitin-dependent protein catabolic process
Cellular component (GO): nucleus; cytosol; proteasome regulatory particle, base subcomplex
Molecular function (GO): polyubiquitin modification-dependent protein binding
Source: RefSeq, a predicted model, not a curated record
CUGAAGACUCUUUGUUGCCUCCCAGCAACAUCAACCUCCACGGACCCCGUCGUCACUUCGCCUGCCUCUCCGAACAUACGCCCGCAAGCCCGAUUAUUAGGAGGACUCUGUAGAUUGUACGGAACGAGUCCGAUAAGUCACUAGCAGACGCGCCACUUGCGAGCUCGCCUCGUCUCGUCAUUCAGGUUUGGGUCACGCACAAGCAGACAAAGGUCAGGAACGCUUUCGGAUCACUUAGCCCAAAAUGGUCCUCGAAGCGACGAUGCUUGUGCUGGACAACAGCGAAUACAUGCGAAAUGGGGAUUACACACCGACUCGUUGGGAUGCUCAGGUGGAUGCAGUGAACAUUGUAUUCGAUGCCAAGACCAAUUCUCACCCCGAGAACAUGGUUGGGUGCCUGACAAUGGCUGGAAAGAGCCCCGAGGUCCUGGCGACUCUCACCCAGGACAUGGGCAAAAUUCUCGCAGCUCUGCAUUCCUCCAAACUGAUAGGAUCUUCCGACCUUGCCACCGGCAUCAAUGUCGCUUCCCUUGCCCUCAAGCAUCGGCAAAACAAGACCCAAAGGCAACGCAUCAUCCUAUUUGUCGGCAGUCCGAUCAAUGACACUUCCGAAUCGCUUGUACGCAUCGCACGGAAGCUCAAGAAAAAUAAUGUGGCUGUAGACGUCGUCAGCUUUGGGGAGGUAGAAGGGAACGAAGAGGCCCUCAGGGCUUUGAUAGAAAAUGUGGACAAUGGAGGCAACUCACAUCUCUUGACGAUUCCGCCUUCUCCGCAACUGCUGAGCGAUCUGAUCCUGAGCAGUCCAAUCUUAAUGGAAGAGGGCGCUGGAGGCGGGUCGGGCGAGGGUGGUGAAGGUGGCGCAAGCGGAGGCGGUGGAGGAGGCUUCGAAUUUGGCGUCGACCCGAGCAUGGAUCCCGAAUUGGCAAUGGCUUUGCGCAUGUCGUUGGAAGAAGAGCAAGCUCGACAAAGAGCUGCCGAGGCUUCGUCGUCUGGAUCCCAGGCACCCGCACUGGCUAGCGUUCCGGAAGGAAGCUCUUCGGAUGCGCGUGCCGCAGCGGCAACCCAGGCCUCCGCCGCACCUGCGUCAGGAACGGGAGAUGGAUCCGCUAGCUCUUUCACUUCUGCUCCUCAGCCCCCCGCCGCUUUGCCGAGCGUAGGCUCGCUCGUCCAGCCAGGAGCGGAUGGUCUUUCUGGCGUAGGCGCUGAAGCCAGUGACGAGUCGGAAGAAGCAUUGAUGAGGCAGGCUAUCGCUCUGUCGAGAGGAGGCGAUGUCGAAGAUAACGCGCAGGCCCAACAUCAGGAAGGCAGAGCCACGGUUGCCGGAGCUAACGAUGGCGAUGAGGAUGUGGAAAUGUCCGAGGAAGAGGCUAUCGCUCGGGCAAUCGAGAUGAGUCUCAAAGAGGAUGAGGAGAAUGCCAAGUAGAACGACUCGCACACUCUCUUGCCACACGCACGUCACAACACUGGUGGCCGAGAAUGAUGAUACGUUGCACAUGAGCAAGAUGAGUGGGAGCAUUGAGCUGCGCAAGUAAGGAAUCGGUUCCAGGCUUCUUUCGACCAAGAUGUCAGAUCGAGGCUUGUGCACCUCUUGAAGAAGGUCG